AAACACAUGCAUCACCAGAAAAGAAGAAAUACAUAAUCUGUCAUUAUCAUCAGCAUCCAUCGAUGCUUUUUUGCUUUGAGCAAAAUAAAUACACCAGCUCGUUACGCUUGCUACGCAAAGAUUGUGAAAAUUCGUCUAAGCCGUCAUUUUUGUUAUUAAAUAAUACGGAUAGACAAAAUUCUACACCUAUAGUGGAUUUGGCUUCCACAAAUCCGGCGCAUGUUAGUCAGCGGAGGCCGACUAUUUCGUGCCGGAAGACUUUUUAUAUUUCUGGUCUGCCACCUGCAGAACCAAAAAAAUGCAACAACAGUGAAGUGCAGUGCAUCUCUGGGCAGAUCACUCUUGCACCACUGUGCCGAGCCGCGCAAGGCUCUUGUACCAGAAUCGUCACUUCUCUCGUUUGCCGCUUCUAUCGUUCGCCGUCUCCACUCAGCAACAGCAGCAUCAGCAGCAGUGCAGUGCCAGUGCCAGUGCUAGUGAAGAUGUGUAGUGCAAGUUUGUGAAUAAUAGUAUGACAAAAAUAAGUUUGUUAAAAUUAAAAGGUCAUACAAUAGUUGUACAUAGAGGCAAUAGUAAAAGGGGUAAAAGCCCAAAUAAAAAGCAAAAAGAUUUGCAUUUGCCGUUAAUAUAUUAAAAUAAUUUAGUUGUCAUACAUAUAAAAUAAUAAGAAACGAAAAAGAUAACGAAAAGUAAAGAGAAAUAUCAAUUGUGAUUUGGCACUUAUUUUUUUUGCGCUAUUUUUUUUGGUUUGCUUUGUUUUGUUUACCAUUCUUGCCCU
Molecule: messenger RNA, 778 nt
Organism: Drosophila nasuta
Lineage: Eukaryota; Metazoa; Arthropoda; Insecta; Diptera; Drosophilidae
Exons: 2
Coding region: 63-503 (146 amino acids)
Source: RefSeq, a predicted model, not a curated record